Somion occarium is the source of this 3747-nucleotide messenger RNA. The record is from the annotation of a GenBank genome assembly. Lineage: Eukaryota; Fungi; Basidiomycota; Agaricomycetes; Polyporales; Cerrenaceae.
GGCAACGGUCUUUUGUACACAAGGAAGGUUCCAAAGGCGCUCGGCGCAGUGUGUGCUGAGCGCCCCUGGAAUCUUCCCUGUGAGUGGCACUGACAGUUAAAUAUCCUAGGGCACUUGGAAGGUUGCAUCUGCCUGUCAACCUCUGUACGUGCCUUGUACACGCACUGAUUAUAUCCAUAACUGUAAUAACAGGUAGUAAACCAUUAAGCGCAUGCAUACCUCAUGUCAUCCUUCCUUUGAGCCUGCUCAGAGAAGUCGUCGACUCUCGUUGAUUGCUGACCGCCUUGCCCCCCUCUAUUCGAAAUCUUCCAGUAAAUGCGAAGCCAACUAAUAGCUACCCUUCGUAACAUCCGCGAAUGUCUGUGUAUCGAUGUGGAUGAACAUGAUCAACAUGCGUUCGACACUGUCGCAGCCAUAGCACAAGAGGAUUUGGCAUCAGGGCCGAAUGCUCUUCUGACAACAACAACAGUAGAGCCUUACACCGCGCCUAAAGUCUCUCCUCAAACAGAAGAUUCGUCUAAUGUUGCGGAAAUCACACCUGGGCUGCACUCCAGCCCGCCUCAGAGCGACAGACCGGUGCCUGUCUAUGGAGGUCAGCAGACUUCAGUAACGACUAUACCUCGUGUGAUUAGUCCCGAAGAGUGUGCUACGAUUCCAUUUCCCGUGCACCGAGGGUACAAAUUGUCGACAGUGGAACUCGAGGGCGCCACCCUCGAUAUAUUGCCGGUGUCCACUCCUUGUACCUUUCGACUAAUGGACUGCAGACGCUUUGCAAAGGAGCGCACCUUGACCAUAUAUGAAACAUAUUGCAUACCGACGGUCCCAUACAUGACGAUUUCGUACCCCUGGGUCGGCAUCGUAUGCAAUGAACAGGUCCUACAUGAGGGAAAGACUUUCAAAGUAUACACCGCGGAAACUGGUAUCAAUGGCGACCCAAUCAGCACGUCCAUCCUCAAUAGAAUCUGCUUUCUCGCUAUGGUAGACGACAUAAACUUCCUAUGGAUCGACCGGUUAUGUAUACGUCAAGGAGAUCCCGUCGACAAAAAGUGGCAAAUGGAGCGAAUGUGUAACGUUUUCAGACAGUGUCAUGUGUGUUUGGUGAUCCCAGGUGGCUUGCAACGUUUAGCAAAUGUCUAUGAAGAGACGCCAUGGAUUACGAGGGCGUGGACUCUUCCAGAAGUCCUUGCUGCUCCAACUGCGCAGAUUAUGACUACCUUCGCUCCGACAUCUCUAAAUGAGUUCUUGUGGGGGUCCACGGACCCACUGUAUGGCAUGCGACUCUUCGGACGCCAACGCCAUCGAUCCUUCCUGGUAGAUGCCCUGUCACUGAGAAGUCGCAGUUCCACGGACAAACAGAAGUAUUACCGAAACUUGACAAUAUGGAAAUGCGCACUCAUCCGGGCGGCGUCGAACAUCGAGGACCUCUUGCCGAGUGUUAUAGGUCUUUUUGAAACAUCUGAGGAAGGGCUUCAAUUGGAGAGCCUGAUAACGCAGUUCAAGAAGGAGGUCUGCGACCCGUAUUCCAGGGAUCUUCGUGUAAUAGCGUUCAGAGAUGCCGUCUUCCUUUCAGGCAUCAACAUUUCCGCCCAGUGGCAAGAGCUCAUACGAUCUAUUCCAGCCCUGGCAUUGCCAGAGGAGGAAAAGUGGCAGACAUCACAGCCAUGCAUAAUUCCCAAUUAUCAAUCACCUUGGGAACGCUUCCCGAUUAGCAAUGCAUAUAAGAUCGCGUUGUCGGAGCUGCAGAAUACCGUGCAUGAUAUUUCGUCAGUCUCGACCCCGUGCGCCUUCAGGCUCCUCGACUGCAAGAGGUACAUCGAAGAACACACUGUCGUCAUCUAUGAAACUCCCGAUAUUCCCAAUGUCCCUUAUGCAGCUAUAUCGUACCCUUGGGUGGGAGCUCCCUGCCAUUACUUCGCUCCUACUAGCAGCACGUUCAAAGUGAUCCAAGAUACCGGUCGGUUAGGUGACCCAAUAUGUACCGAAGUGGUACACUUGGCGUGCACUUUGUCAAUUCGGGAAGGUGCGGACUUCCUCUGGGUGGACAGGCUCUGCAUCCGGCAGAUGGAUUCCAAGGACAAAGCAUGGCAGAUCAGCCGCAUGUGCGAUGUAUAUAGACUGUGUCACACAUGCAUCAUAUUCCCUGGCGGGUUGCAACGCUUGGUUGGAUUGGAUGAAGAAACGCCGUGGGUUACGCGCAUGUGGACCUUGCAAGAAGCCAUUGUUCCUUCUAGAGCGUUGGUCCUUUACUUUUCGACUGACUCUCAGUCCUCACAGAAUUCCAUGCUUCCACCGCCUCACGCGAAAGCGCUCACAUCGACUAAUUUAGUUUACUACAGUCCGUUGGAAGACCUUUUGCCGACAACUAUGACGAAGAAAGACAGUGAAAUACGGCUGUUUGGCCAUGUGUCUCAUGGCUAUGCUCUUCUUUUACGUGACGCUAUAUCCUUGCAAGGCCAGGAUGUCACUUACGAACAGAGAUAUCAACGAUACCUUGCCACAUGGCGGAGCGCUGUUACACGCAGUUCCGAUCGCCCUCAGGAUUUAUUACUCAGCACCAUGGGCCUCUUCGGCAUCUCACUUUCGGAAGGUGAACAACGCUCCUCGGCGACCAUUAUUGCGGCAUUUGUCAAUGAGUUUCAGAAUCAUGGUAUUGCCGAUGUUCGCGUUGUCGCAUUUAGGGAUGCUGUACGUCGAGCAGAGACAACACUUACAAUGCAUUGGAGACAACUCAUAGAAGAGUUCGAUCGUUCUCUUCCUCUCCUGCACAACGGGAUUGCUCCCACUUCCGAUCAUCAACUCCCUCUCGAUCGAAUUGGCAAACCGGUAGUGCACGAUGGCUUUGGACAAGACGUCUUCCUUGGUUCUGCACUCCUAAUCACAGGAGCGGAGCAUUCCUUACAUCCUUGUAAGAUCGUACUUUCCAGCUCGGGCGCUUUCUCGCCUCUUGUUCCGUUUGAUGGUCACGAGAAAGAACACGAGGGCCGAUGGGAACUCCAACCAUUCCUUCCAGAGCGGAUGGAAUGGGUUGACAGCGCUCAUGGUGAAGUCCCUCUAGGAAGAGAACCUGUUGAAGGAGGCUAUGAAAAGGAUGCACGGUACAGACGACAAAGAAGCUUGUAUUAUGCUUUAGCCACCGUCAUAGACGAUGAGGGUCGACAGGAACAGGUCCCUGGAAAGACAGGUCUUCACUUGGGUGGCUGUUGCGUCGGUUUUGGUGGUAAGGAGCAUUUUAUACGUGAGGAUUACAUGAUUCUGUACGCCCCCUACUUGUUGCAGGAGCAGGUUGCUCAUGAUGACGUUACUCUCUCAUCUAGAUGUUGGAAAGAAAGUGCCCAGGUUGCAAUGAAGACGGCUGUUAAUGCUAAGUUGGAUGAUGAAUUGUUUUGGGGCAGGCCAAAUUUACCCAUGGUAUCGGGUCUGCCAGUCAUCCAGGCGGAUCGAUGAAGCAACGUGGUUGUCCAUGGUGGUCACAGUGUCAGACACAUUGUACGGUCUGGUACUUUCAGCACAAUGUUUAGUCGAGAGACAGCCUACAGAUCCCCAGAUGCCGAAGGCAGCGUUUAGGUGGGCGGUGGGAGCAAUAUAAAUGAGAUCCCUUGACCUUCGUCGUCUGUGUGCGGGUCUAGUGUGAUAUUUUUGUUACGUCCUUGUUCAGUGACGGACCAUCGGCCGAAUUUCAGCGUCUAGAGACUUGCCAGGACGCUCUCGUUCAUUCAAUUCUCACGAGAAUACACUUAUACGAUCAGU